This is a messenger RNA of Annulohypoxylon maeteangense, 1220 nucleotides long. Its product is annotated as NAD(P)-binding protein. The coding region runs from base 158 to 1162 and encodes 334 amino acids. The record is from RefSeq and is a predicted model, not a curated record. NCBI's taxonomy places the organism in Eukaryota, Fungi, Ascomycota, Sordariomycetes, Xylariales, Hypoxylaceae. The transcript is spliced from 2 exons.
UUUAUAUAGCUCACAUGUUUCGUUUGUCCAUAAUCAUUUCGCCUACUGUCAUUCAAAUUUCAUUAUACUGUAAUGAAGAGUCGAAUUAUUCACAUCGUGAAUAGUUAUUUCCAAGGACCAAAGAAAUAUUCCAUUGAGGUCAAAAUAUCAGGACGUCAUGUCUAAUAUAUACUAUUUCCUACAGCUGAUCUGGUACCAGCUAACAUUUAAGGCGAGACCCCUACCGGAUGAUAUUCGACUUGAAGGACAAACGGCCAUCGUGACGGGCGCAAAUGUAGGCUUGGGAUUUGAGGCGGCUAAGGAGUUAGCAUCACAUGAGCUCUCGAGACUCAUAUUGGGCGUUCGCGACCUAGCUAAGGGAGAGGCGGCCAAGGCAGAAAUUGUGCGAGUAGCGCCGAAGUGUGAUAUCCAAGUUUGGCAAUUGGAUCAGGAGUCGUGGGCAAGCAUGGUUGCAUUUGCAGAACGCGCACGUACCGAUCUGGACCGCCUCGAUAUCAUAUUGCUAAAUGCGGGGUUAAAGCGGCUUGAGUAUACACGGUCACCGACGAGCCACGAGGUUCAUGUUCAAACCAAUUACCUUGGUACGGCAUUGCUGUCAUUACUUCUCUCAGAGCCGCUACGGCAGACAGCACAGAAGCUAGGCAAACCGGGGCGGAUGACCAUCACAACAUCAAGCGUUGGGUUCAUUGCGCCUGUCCGCGACAUUACAAAUCCGCAAGAGGGGAAUUCCAUCAUCAAUUGGCUUGAUAAUCCGACCUCGUUCGUACCCGGUGAUAGCCGCUACUAUCUUUCCAAACUGCUCGAUAUGCUGUGGACUCGGGCCCUGGCGUCUCGACUUAGUGCUAGCGAUAUCAUCGUCAACACCCCCAACCCGGGAUAUUGCCAGAGUUCUUUCCACCGCGUCGACCCGAACGGUGACAUGUUUUCGAAAUAUCUCGCCUUCACUACCGUCGAAGGUGGUCGCCACUUGACUGAUGCAGCCGUCCGACACCCGGAUAGUCAUGGGGCAUAUUUAAGCGAACAGAGACUUCGACCGUUCCCCAAUUUUAUAUAUUCAGUCGAAGGUGUGGAAGUCCAGCAGAAGCUGUGGGAUGAGACGAUAACAUUAUUCCGGCAAGAAUGCCCGGAGGCGAACAUCGAGGAAUUUACUAGAGGCGAAUAAAACGUUAGUCUAUAGAGAAUGUGUCAUAGUAUGAAUACUAGGUAGUCAGUAUUCAAUC